CAAACAAAAAACCGUGCAGGGUCACAGAACGUGGGAGACGGAGCGGCGUUUCCGGGGGGAGGAUUAUAGACGUCGGACUCGGUGCCACCCGAAAAGUGUCCCCCAGAUCCCGGAAGUGGCCGGAGAAACCAUGAGCCGACGUUGGAUGCUGCCCACCAUUUUACUUCAGGUCCAGAGAAUCCACACAGCAGGGCAGCACCUAAAAUCCAAAACAGGGGCAGAGUAUCGCUGGCUGGAGAGGCAUUUCCGAGAUCCAUUUGUGAAGCGAGCCAAAGAGAGGAACUAUCGUUGCCGAAGUGCUUUCAAAUUGCUGGAGAUUGAUGACAAACAUCACCUCUUUCGGCCUGGGCUGCAUGUCCUCGAUUGUGGGACGGCCCCUGGAGCCUGGGCGCAGGUAGCGGUUGAAAGAGUCAAUGCCACAGGAUCUGAUCCAGAUCAGCCUGUUGGCUUUGUCCUUGGAGUUGAUCUUCUUCACCUUUUCCCCCUGGAAGGAGCAAUUUUUCUCCCUCACACCGAUAUCACGGAUGUGGGCACCCAGAAGGAGAUCCAAACUCUUCUCCCAAAAGGAAAAGCGGAUAUUAUCCUAAGCGACAUGGCGCCGAAUGCAACCGGCAUCCGGGAAUUCGAUCAUCAAAAAUUGAUCCAUCUCUGCCUGUCCCUUUUGGAUCUGGCCCAAGGCAUUUUGCAGCCAGGAGGGGUCCUGCUGUGCAAAUUCUGGGAUGGCAAGGAGAGCCAUCUCCUCCGAAGCCGGCUGUUGCAAGACUUCUGUGAAGUGAAGACCCUAAAGCCUCAAGCGAGUAGGAAAGAAUCGGCGGAGACCUUUUUCUUAGCAAAAACAUACCGAGGGGUGUCAAAUAUACAGCAGAAGAAACUUCAGUAGCUUCGUGCAUUCUGUGUGGCAUCGCUUAGGAUUGAUAUACCAGACAUGGUUGCAGUAGCAAUAGUUGCAUUUUUUGUUGGGGGAGGGUGCUGCAAAUGGAAAUUUUGCAGGCUGCUGGAGAGGUGGGGUCCUUGGUGCUCUCUGAGCUUGGUGGUUUUCUUGCAGACGUUUCAAGACCCAGCUAGGUAACAUCAUCAGUGCAAACCUCAAUCCCUUCUGGCAUUGAUGAUGUUUCCUAUUAGGUUAUGAAACGUCUACAAGAAAACCACAAGUUUAGAGAGAAUCAAGGGCCCCUGAGCUAUAAGUGCUUGAGAAGUUUGUAUAUAGUAUUAAUUAUAAGUUGUAUAAAUAAAUAAAUAACCAAUAGAACAAAA
Molecule: messenger RNA, 1254 nt
Organism: Crotalus tigris (Tiger rattlesnake)
Lineage: Eukaryota; Metazoa; Chordata; Lepidosauria; Squamata; Viperidae
Gene: MRM2
Product: mitochondrial rRNA methyltransferase 2
Exons: 3
Coding region: 131-880 (249 amino acids)
Biological process (GO): RNA methylation
Cellular component (GO): mitochondrion
Molecular function (GO): rRNA (uridine-2'-O-ribose)-methyltransferase activity
Source: RefSeq, a predicted model, not a curated record